Spodoptera litura is the source of this 4152-nucleotide messenger RNA. RefSeq names its product dalmatian (gene dmt). The record is from RefSeq and is a predicted model, not a curated record. NCBI's taxonomy places the organism in Eukaryota, Metazoa, Arthropoda, Insecta, Lepidoptera, Noctuidae.
UUGUUCCUGCUGUCACAAUAGGAAUUGUCAAAAAAACGAGCGAAAACGAAAGAAAGUUGUACACAUUGCGACAUAUUUUUGUGUGAUUUUGUGAAUGUGUAAUUAAUUAAAACAAUAAAGUAAUCAAAAGUAAUAUAUUUAUACGUAGUCGACAUAUAAAAUCGUGUUGUAAGUGUCCAAAUUCGUAAAUUGAAUGUUUGUUUUUACAUAGCGUCAUGCCCCCGCGGAUCAGAACGAGAGCUUCCAAAGCUCUCAAAGAAAAUAUUGAUGUUACGGAAAAUAUGAAACUUGUUAAAACAAGUAGCAAAGGACCUCGAAAAGCAUUAGCUGACAAAACAAAUUCUGCGUCAGACGAAGGGUCAUUAGAAAUCCCGAAUAAAGCUAAGAAAACAAACACGAAAGUUUUGAAGACAGGUCCAAACAAGAAUGGAGAGAAGAUUGAAACAAAACAAAAAGAAACCGUGUUACAACCGAAAGCGAACAUGCCUUCAACAAAUGAAGUACGACCACGGCGUGACAGGCGAUUGCCGAACCGAUUUGUCGAAAAUACGAUCUUGAAUAAUUUGUCAAACAGUAAGGAAAGUCCAAAUGUGUCGCUCAGUAGUCCGUUAACUAAUCCUAAAUCUAAUAUUACACCAAUAAAGCUAGAUAGUUUGUCUAAAAAUAAAACAGAUCCAUCUCCCUUCAAAACUCCAGGUAAAACUGACAGUAGUUUACUUGCUAACCGUCCCAGAAGGAUUUGUCGCUUACCAUCACGGCUUGAAGACCACUCCAUAAGCCCCAAUAAGUACAUUCCAAUACAGCCAGCCAAUGCCAGUACUCCGAUACAACUCUCUAAAGCCAAACCAGUUGUGACAUUAACUGAAAAAGAUAAAACAAUCAUAGGUAUAACUAAAACCUCUAAUAAAAAUCAUGAUACUGUUGCUAGGCCAACUAGAUCUACAAGAAAUACUCAACAAAAGGAAUCUACUGAAAAAACUUCAACUAAAAGUAGUCCUGAUACUAACAAUAACCCCAAAACUAGAUCAACUAGAAGAAAAGUUGCUAAAACUCAAGAAAGUAGUGAAAAGGAGUCACCAUCAAAGAGAGUUACUAAAGCUCAACAAUCAACCAAUAAAAAAGAAUCUCCACUCAAGAAAAGCCCUCCAAAGAUGAAUCAAAGCUCGUCAACUAAUAAUGCAUCACCUAUAAGAAAAUUCUUAACACCAAUGGCAAAAUUUCCAAUAGUACCAAGUAAACCAAUAUCAUCCAAAAGUAAAUUAAGUCCCAAAAAGUCUAAUAACAAGGCAAGUCAAAAUGUAUCAUUUAAAUUGCUCGGAAGCAAGAAGAAUGGUGAACAACAUGAUGACAAUGAGAAUGAAAAUGACAUUUAUGAAUUCACUUUUGAUCCCAAUGAAGAACCCAAACCACAAAAGAAAAAACGAAAAAGGGUUGUAACAAAGAAACCUCCUACUGCUGCCGCACCUAAGCAGAAAAAGGUUGUAUACAAGAGCAGUUAUGAUCAGAACAUAUCAAAAGCACUGGCAGCAUUGAAAAAUGCUGUCAAUCCUUCAAAAACCACAGAAGGUCCAAAUCUACCACAGAUUACUGAGAACAGUAAUGAAAUUGCUGAGGAAAAUCUUGUAGAAAGUCAUGUUGCUAAUAUUGAAAAUCAAGUACGAAUGAAUAAUGUAACAAAAGAAAAUAAUCCUUUGAACGACACUGAAAAACCUUCUGUACAUGGGUUCAAUUACCCAUCAAUAAGAGUGGAAGACAUUGCUGCUGAUAUAGAACCAAGCAUGGAUCAUCAUGAUGAUUUGAAUUACUCACCUGUAAAUUCACCAAGACCUGUGAAUGGUCUAAGUACUCCUAAUGCUUCUGCUAAUCAUAAGCCUACACCUGAAAGAUCUGUUCACAAUAAUGAUCCCCUCAAUCUGGCAGAGGAACUCAGCUUCUUUGAUGAUCAGCCUGUAGCUAGCAGUAGCAUGAACAUGUCUGUCCGCCAUCCCAUGGCUAGUCCAUGGAGAGUUGAAUUUGGAAGUUUACCCAUAAAAUGGCGAGUAAACGCUUAUGUAAAACCUAACAUGACACCAGCAGUAGACACUUCCUUCAUUAACUCAGAUGAUUCCAUGAAAAAAAAACAUGUUUACACUAAUUUAUUAACAGAAGCAAAUGAUGAACCAGAAAUGGUUGAAACUACACCAAAUCUGAAACAACCUAGUAUAAUUUCGUUUAUGAAAGAAAUGGCAGAGAAGAGUGCUAGAAAGAAACGAGGGAGAUCUAAAUCUGUGUCUCCAACCAGAGCUGUAUUGAAGGAAAAUGUAAAUAGGAAUGAAAAUGUCAAUAAAAGACCUAACAGAAGAGGAGAUAGGGUUUAUAAUGAAACUUCUGAACAAAGCAAUAAUACUUCUGAAGAAGUAUUAAGUGGGAACAACACUUCUCAUGAUAAAGAAAAUUCAAAGGAGGAAAAGAGGCCUAAAAAGCGCAAGAACAUUGAGAACAUCUGUGAUUUACCAGCAAAAUCUCCUAGAAAGAAAAAAGAUAAGGACUGUACAUUCUUUGGUUUUGAUGAUAGUGAAAAUCAAGAUGAGAAUGUAUCUCCAGUGAAAGUUGCACCAAGAGGGAGAUCUUUGAGGGUUAGAACAAAGGCUGUUCUGCAAGAAAUCAAUGGGCCUUUAAGAGCUAAUUUACCAGUGGCGGCCAAGACUAAGAUAGCUACAAGUUCUGAAGCAGUUAAUAGAGUCUAUGAGGAGUUAAAAUCUGCUGCUGAUGCACCAGUGUUCCCCGAAAAGGAUGUGGAGUCUAAUGAAACUAAUGUUGAGGAGUCUGUGAUGAAUGAUGACUCACAAUCAGUACAUUUGUUUGAAGAUAUAGAAGUUGUACAUCAUUUGAAGCCCCAACGCAAGAGUUAUGGGAAAUCUAAAAAAGUAACAUUCCGGCAGCCAUCUAAUUCAGAUAGUGAUACUCCAGCACCAGCUGUGGUGGAUCCGAAUGAUUCAACUGAUUAUGAUGAUCUUGGUGAUCUGACCUUCGAAAUUGCAAAUGUGGAACAAAAGAAGAAAGUCAAUAAGAAGAAAAAGCCUAAAAGGCUUAUGUCUAAGAAAGAGGAAAAGGAAGCCGAGGAAUGGGCAGCCAACUUCAAUUCAAUGUGUGAAGAUAUAGAGGAAUUCCCUCUCCUUGUCGAGUGAAAUCACCGCCUAUUUAAUCAUGACAAUAUUUUAACUCUAAUUAUGUAAAUUAAUCGUAAAUUUUAACUUAAAAAUACUCAUUGUAUGAGCAAAAAUGUGCAAUCUUCGCACUUAUACUUACAAAUUUAAUGAUAUUUCGAAUUAACAAUAAUGAAACAGCAUUUUUAAAAAUAUUAGGGUCUGGUAAUAUUAAAAUUAUUCGUGCUUAUUGUAAAUAAUCUGAAUUUAUUUAUAACAUAGGUUUAAUAUUAAUUAUGAUUUAUUAGUACCUCAACAGUACAGUUAUCGUAAUCUAAUCAAGUUGCAAUUGUGGCCAUGGUGUAUAUGCCAUUUUAUUUUAUGGAGUUUGACUACAACAUGACGUUUUUCUUAGAUUUUAAGUUUUAAUUAGAAUAUUGUUUUAAUUUAUACUUAUUACCAUUGGCAAUACUUGUGACUAAAAUACAAUACUGCCUAGCAGUUCAUGUCUAAUUAUUCUGAAUAGUAAUUUGGCUAAAUCAUGCUAUUAGCCAAAGAAUACUCCUAGGAGUAGUUCUGCCAAGUCUAUGAAGAAAUAGAGACGUGAUUAUUUCUCAAAGUCGCCAUAUUGUCAAUAAUAAUUAUAUUUAAUUAAGUUGCGUGGUUAGUUUUACAAAGGGACAAUAUUAUAAGCUAAAUGCAUUUAAUGUAAGGCUAAUUUUUACCUCAUAGGAUCCUAUUUUGGUGGGAUUUUAGGCGAACACUCUGUAGUUAAGGUUUAUAAACACUAAGAAUUCUCAAACUGCAUUUAAAAUACUAAAUUAUGAGUUUAAUUUUAGUUUUUAAUUAAUCUCGUGGGCAAUUUUUUGUUAAUAUUUUUUUCGUAGUUUAAUUUUCGUUCUGUAACUUUUUUUUCUGUUAUUCAGAUUAAUAAUUUUAUUUUUGUGUGACGUAAUACUGGUUUUGCGUCUUAUUCUGUUUGCCCUGGAGAUACAACUUGAUACUUUAAUAAAUAAAUUUUUUAACA